Molecule: messenger RNA, 901 nt
Organism: Stomoxys calcitrans (stable fly)
Lineage: Eukaryota; Metazoa; Arthropoda; Insecta; Diptera; Muscidae
Product: pyroglutamyl-peptidase 1
Exons: 2
Coding region: 132-815 (227 amino acids)
Biological process (GO): proteolysis
Cellular component (GO): cytosol
Molecular function (GO): pyroglutamyl-peptidase activity
Source: RefSeq, a predicted model, not a curated record
AAGGAAAAUUCCUGCCAGCUGACUUCAUUAUUAUUUUUGUACAAAAACCACACAAGCCAGUUAAACUAUUCAACGGAAAGUUUUGUUUAAAAAAAUAUGAAAGUGGUGUGAAAAUUUAAUAAUAGUGAAUAAUGCAAGCACAAGUUGAAGAUUGUAUGCCAGAGACGAGAGAAAAUCUCAUCGUUGUCACAGGUUUUGGUCCAUUCUUUGGUCAUGAGGAGGUGAAUGCCAGCUGGGAAGCAGUGCGACUAUUGCCUGAUAGUAUAGUGCUUGGAAAUAACACCUACAAAUUGCAGAAAAUCGAAGUACCUGUUGAAUAUGAAGCUGUGGACAAGCAUAUAGAAAGCAUAUGGUCAUUACAUCCAUUGCUGGUCAUACAUUGUGGAGUCAAUGGCCAGUCAUCAUGUGUACAUGUGGAAAAGCUAGCCUACAAUAAUAACUUUUGCAAAAAGGACUAUGCAGGUCGAUAUUUGGAAGAAUCCAAAGCUUGCCUGAAAAACUGCCCAGGCAAGAAGACAGCGAUUUUUACUAAAUUAAAUGUUAAUAAAAUUGUACAAGUAAUAAGUGAUAAUUGUGGAUGUACACCCAAUGAUAUGGACUUAAAAUUGGCUAAAGUUUCUAAAAAUGUUGGCAACUAUCUGUGUGGUUAUAUCUAUUUGAAAUCUUUGGACUAUGAUUGCUCGCGUUCUUUAUUUGUCCAUGUACCACCCUUGGAUAUGCCUUUUGGGGCAGAUAAAUUAUCGGAGGUGCUUCUAAAGAUAACGGAAGAAUGUCUGCGGCAAGUGGUCGAUGGGGUUGAGAAGAAAGAUAAAUGAACAAGUAUUUCAUCAAAUGAUAUUAAAAAUGAGUUAUAUUAUUUUUGCUAUACCUAUAUAAAUAUCAAAAAAACUGUACAAAAUAA